AGCUGCAGCGUUGCUCGGCUGAACGCUUGGAAGGCAGCCGAAGGACUGGCCGAGGCAGCCCCCGCAAGACGCCGUCGAUGCGCCAUGGCCGCCGAGGAGGCCAAAAACGAAGUCGAGAUUUUUGGCGGGGAGCUGCCCAACUUCCUGAUAGACGAUGACAAGUACAAAGCGCUCAAAGCGAAGCGCCAGGAGGCCAUGCAGCGUUUGAAAGACGCCCACGAGGAGCUGUUCAAGAAGAUGCCCGAGAUGCCCACGGAGGUCGAAGGGAUUUCGCGAGACGACCCGCCGUCGUGGGAGCAACUCUUCGAACAGCAGCAGGAGAUACAAGUACUUGUCAACAAACUGAAGGAAAGGAAUAGGAAGAUGUAUGAAGAUAAGGACGAAUAUUAUAGAACGGUAGAACAGAUGAAUGCGAAAAUGGACUCCAUCGAAGCUGUUAUCGAGGAGAAGAAGCCGUUGCUCGAGGCGGCGCAGAAGCUCGUGGCCGAGGAGAAGGCGCUGGAGCAGGAACGCGUCGACGCGAUGGAUGAUGAUGAAAGGGCCGCCUGGGACGCGUCCGAGGCCGCCCGGAUAUACCUCGAGGAGAGCGAGAAGGCGCGCAAGGAGGCCGAAGAGGCCGAGGCCGAGCGCUGGGCGUCCUUGACGGAAGCCGAGCGCCAGGCCGAGGAGAAGGAGAAACGACGGCUCGCCGCCGAGGAGGAGGCCGCCGCGGAGGAGCGGCGGCUGCAGCAGGAGGAGGACGACGAGUGGUAAGAUAGUUCAUGUGU
Molecule: messenger RNA, 767 nt
Organism: Pelagomonas calceolata
Lineage: Eukaryota; Pelagophyceae; Pelagomonadales; Pelagomonadaceae
Source: the annotation of a GenBank genome assembly